AUGGGGUCUCUGCUCCCCCUCUCGCUGCUGGUUUUGCUGGCGGCUGCCUACCGGGGAGGCGGGAGCGCGCGUUGGCGCCGGGCUGCGCGGGCUCAAGGCCCCGGAGGCAACUCUCCGGAGCCCUCGGAGACCUCGGCGUCCUUCUGGGUGCGCGUGAGCCCGGCGUUCAAGGCCGUGCCGCCGGGGGGUUCAGUGUGGCUUAACUGCAGCAGCAGCUGCCCCCUGCCGGAGAAUUCCAGCCUCAGCACUCGGCUGCGGCGGGGCCGAACGCUUAGUGGGCCUGGCUGGGUAUCCUACGAGCUGUUGGAUGUGAGGGCCUGGAGCUCCGAGGUGCGCUGCUUCGUCACCUGCGCAGGAGAAACGCGGGGGGCCACGGCCAAGAUCACCGCCUACAAACAGCCGCACAGCGUGAUCCUGGAUCCCCCAGUCUUAGUGGGCAGUGAGUACACGCUGCGCUGCCACGUGACACACGUAUUCCCCGUGGGCUUCCUGGUGGUGACUCUGAGGCGCGGCGGCCGGGUCAUCUACUCUGAGAACCUGGAGCGCUUCACUGGCCUGGACCUGGCCAAUGUGACGCUGACGUACACGUUACCAGCUAGGCCCCGCGACUUCUUGCAGCCCGUGACCUGCCACGCACGCCUCAAUCUUGAUGGCUUGGUGGUCCGCAGCAGCUCGGCACCCAUGACGCUCACAGUCCUCGCUUGGAGCCCCGCGCCCAAGGUCUUGGCCUCCACCUCCAUCGCGGCCUUUGUGGGGAUCCUUCUCGUCGUGGGGGCCACCUACCUGCGAAAAUGGCUACUGAUGCAGUCCCGGGGCGCAGAGGGGGUGGUCCAUGACCGCUGAGCCAGAGGAAAAAGGAAUCAGAAGCAAUUUGGGGAACCCUGACUGGUUCAAUAAAGCCUUCCUCAGUCA
Messenger RNA from Neofelis nebulosa (Clouded leopard), 912 nucleotides. It is a transcript of the gene ICAM4, whose product is annotated as intercellular adhesion molecule 4 (Landsteiner-Wiener blood group). The record is from RefSeq and is a predicted model, not a curated record. Gene Ontology annotation, biological process: cell-cell adhesion. NCBI's taxonomy places the organism in Eukaryota, Metazoa, Chordata, Mammalia, Carnivora, Felidae. Gene Ontology annotation, molecular function: integrin binding. Gene Ontology annotation, cellular component: membrane. Bases 1 to 843 code for a protein of 280 amino acids. The transcript has 3 exons.